This is a messenger RNA of Ornithodoros turicata, 1610 nucleotides long. RefSeq names its product ribitol-5-phosphate transferase FKTN-like. The record is from RefSeq and is a predicted model, not a curated record. NCBI's taxonomy places the organism in Eukaryota, Metazoa, Arthropoda, Arachnida, Ixodida, Argasidae. The transcript is spliced from 8 exons. Bases 112 to 1431 code for a protein of 439 amino acids. Gene Ontology annotation, cellular component: Golgi membrane.
AGCAGAUUCCCGAUUCUGAUGUCUGCUUGAAUUUUGUUUGCUCUCGCUGUCGUGCAAUAUUAUGUUUCUGUUCCUUAGAAGCAGCACUAUUGAUAUUAAAGGUGAGCCUGUAUGAGCGGAAAUUUGUUUAGGAUUCUAUGCCUUCUAGUCUGCGGUGUUGGCUUGCUCUUUCUGCAAUCAUUUCUUCUGCAGUACAUCUCUAAGAAGGGAAAGGUUCCCCACGAAGAAAAAAGAUGGGAUAUCAAGGACGUCUUAGACACUGCAAGGAAAACAAACUUUCCACUUUUCGUCUUGGAUCCAAACAUUCUACAAUGUUUCCUGGAGAGGUCGACUGCGGAUGAUAGACCAACUUGCUUGGAACUUCUGCCAAAGCAGCCGAUUGUUCAGUUCGGUUCUUUAGGACAGUUUGCGUCGCGGCUGGAGGAGGACUUUCUCGCCGCAUUUCCAGCGAAGGGGGCAAAACCGGUGAAACUGUCCGUCCCAAACCCAAAGAUUCUGGCUCACGGCUUGCAAGUGCUCAUCCCAACGCAUUACUUCCUGUCACUGAAAACGCAAACGAUACACAUAGUCGUCUUUCACGAACGUCCUGGAAACUUCUGGUGGCACGCUGCAGCAAACAUGUCCGCCGACCUCCCAUUUGACGCAAAGACGGACAUAUCCUACGUGAAAACUGACGGUGCUUACGACAGGGUCGAAAUACUUCCCAUAUCGCUUAACGACAUAGAAACCUUUGCGCCCGCACCUCCGGAGACAUUUCUGAAGGAUCAGCCAUUCAUUGAGUGCAACACAACGCGUGCACGGCUGUUUCACACGCUGCACGGCCGCGAUGAAAGCCCCGAGGCGGAAUUGUUCCGCCUCAAAGUUCGCCGUCUGCUUGUCAAAGUGAAGCAGCUCUUGGACCAGCUCGAUGUGCCGUUUUGGAUCAGCAGUGGAACGUGCCUAGGUUUCUACCGUCAGUGUGACGUUAUUCCUUACACGACUGACGUGGACAUCGGAAUUUUUAUUAAGGACUACAAGCCCGAAAUUAUUUCCGUGUUCUCGAUGUAUGACCUGCCUCUUACGCAUCUGUUUGGCAAGGUUGAAGAUAGCUACGAACUUUCAUUUCGAGAUAAGGACAUUAAACUGGAUGUCUUUUUCUUCUACGAGGAAGAUAGCUACGUGUGGAAUGGUGGAACACAAGCCAGGACAGGCAAAAAAUUUAAGUACAUAUUCCCAAUAUUCCAACUCUGCUGGACAGAGUUUCUAGACCUCAAACUUAGAAUUCCAUGUGAGACAAAUAAAUACAUCGAAGCUAACUACGGCCAGAGCUGGUUUCAGCCACUGAAACAGUGGGACUGGAAAGCGAGUCCACCAAAUGUUGCGGAGAAUGGUGUCUGGCCAGUGGAAGAGUGGUCUCAGGUCAUCCAGCUGUUUCCGCUGCAAGAUUUCUAAGAAUAUAUCUUGUGCUGCAUACUGGAGACAUCCCUUCAUGCCAGUGCUGAACUGUCAUCCCCCAUGAAUCAGUGCUGAGUUGUGCUGUUGAUUUCAUCCUCCAUUUGUAGUAGCCUUUGUGGCAAACCAGGGAAAGCAGGAUCUACGGCGUUUUCAAAUAAAGUUUUGGGUACUCAUCA